Oikopleura dioica is the source of this 966-nucleotide messenger RNA. Lineage: Eukaryota; Metazoa; Chordata; Appendicularia; Copelata; Oikopleuridae. The record is from the annotation of a GenBank genome assembly.
AUGAAUAGAGCAGAAAAGGAUCCCAUUACGAACACUACUCGCAUUCAAGGUUGCUUGCAUUGUGGCUUCAAGUUCGAUCUAGCAGUGAGGCGCGAAGUUAUCCUGAAGAAAUGCUCGCACCAGAUGUGCUUGAAAUGCCUUGUCUCCAACCCAAACAAACUCGGUGGUAUAGGCUGGUUAGCCAAAGAAUCUGAGGCUCUAGAGGUAAAUGGGGAAACCCAAAAGGACAAGGAAAAAGUGACAGACUGGCCAAUUGAUUUCCUAUGUGUGUUUUGUGGUAAAUCACAUCUGUUCAGUACCUUGGACAUCGUCUUCGUAGAGAAGGGCGAGCAGAGAGAUCUGUCGCAGGCUUCCGCCUCAAGCUUCGAGACUCCUUCAGUCGAGUCCAUUAGACAUGUACAAGAAGCGGACUUAGAAAGCAAUCCGGCGUCCCCUCAGUCAGGUGACCCUGAUGCAAACAAGGAGGACAACGAAAUCAACUCCCCAGCAAAGAAAAGAGCGAAGCUGGCCAUGCCCGACUACUCUUCAAUCUACGAUCAUCUUUUCGAUCUACCUCCGCCGGACCUGAACAAGAUUUCGACGAUCGAAACUUGCCAUUUUGAAGGAGAUGAAGAGGAAGAUCGCCCACCCUUUGCUGUUCGCAUGCCUAGGUUACCCUACAACGAUCCGAAACAGACGACCGCAGCGGCGCUGAUCAGAAACCUGAUCUGGCUCUUUAGCUACUACGACGCCUACUCUGACGGUAAAGUUCCAAUAAGGGAAAUAAAAUACGUGUUGAACACGGCGGUGGAUAUGGUGAAAACCAGAGAUCGAGCAAUCAAUCAGUAUCCAGGCCCCUCACCGACCCCAGAGGCACCAUUAAUUAACAUCAGCGCGAACUUGGAGCACCAAGUCACCCGUCUCCACGACUUCGUUCUCACAGGAGGCCUGAGGCCCAACAACGAAACGGGAGGAGCAAAGAAAUAA